Molecule: messenger RNA, 4211 nt
Organism: Galleria mellonella (greater wax moth)
Lineage: Eukaryota; Metazoa; Arthropoda; Insecta; Lepidoptera; Pyralidae
Gene: Zn72D
Product: zinc finger RNA-binding protein
Exons: 20
Coding region: 108-2978 (956 amino acids)
Cellular component (GO): precatalytic spliceosome
Molecular function (GO): zinc ion binding; single-stranded RNA binding; double-stranded RNA binding
Source: RefSeq, a predicted model, not a curated record
AAAUAUACGUUCCUAGUUUAUGGUACAGAGACCGCCAUAUUUGCCAAAGACAAAGGCCGGUCUUUUCCGCUCGAAGCGUCUGUUGUUUCAACGCGGAAAAUUGGUAAAUGAUGGCAGCAAAUAAUUAUUUUGGGUUUACUCAUGGAGGAACCCAAUAUGGUGCGGCGACUGCUGGAGCGGCAUAUGGCGGUCAAACAGGUUACGCUGUAGCCCCAGCAGCCACCGCUGCAACUUAUGGUACACAGCGUGCCGCAGCCACUGGGUACGACACUGCGUAUCAGGCUGCAGCAGCUACUCAAGAUGUUUAUGCAGCGGCGGCGCACGCGCACGCUCAUGCGGCGGUGGCGGCGGCGUCGGCGUACGACGCCAGCAAGAGCGCCUACUACCAGCAGGCCGCCGCCGCCUACCCAGCCGCCGCGCCGCCCCAGCCGCAACCCACCUACGACGCUGCCGCCGCCAAGCCCGCCUACUCCACGCCCGCCACCUACACGCAGAACACAAUCGUGGUGCAGGGCGGCGCCCGCGCGGGCGGCGGCGCCAAGGCCUAUGGCGGCGUGUACACGCACACGCACUCGCACACGGCCACCACGGCCGCCGCCUCCUACCCCGCGCAGCCCUACACCGCGCCCGCCGCGCAGCCGCCCAAGCAAUCUGCAAACAGAGGCAAUACUGCGUACGACACAGCAUUGUAUAACGCAGCGACAAUGUACGUUGCGCAGCAAAAUAAGACUGGAGGAGGAGGUGGUUGGAAGAAUUAUAAUAAAGGUGGAGUAGGCGCCGGGCAACAGCGACGCCCGAAGCCGCCGCCGAAGGCCCAGCAGUUGCAUUACUGCGACGUCUGUCGUAUAUCCUGUGCUGGUCCUCAGACGUACAAGGAGCACCUGGAGGGGCAGAAGCACAAGAAGAAGGAGGCGGCGGUGAAGCUGGCGGCGGCGGGCGGGGGCGCGGGCGGUGCUGGGGGCGGCGGGGGCGCGGGGCGCGCGGGCGGCGGCGCGGCGCUGCGCUGCGAGCUGUGCGACGUGACGUGCACGGGCGCCGACGCGUACGCGGCGCACGUGCGCGGCAUCAAGCACCAGAAGGUCGUCAAGCUGCACACCAUGCUCGGCAAGCCCAUCCCCUCCACGGAGCCCACCAAGCUCGGCGGUGCCAAAAAGACGGUAGCCGGGACGCCCAAGAUCGCAUUCGUGGCUUCGGGGGGGCUUAGUACAGUGGCGAGCACAUCGACCAAAGAACAAAAACCACCCCAAGGCGACAAGGACAAGGAGGGAGACGAGAAGGAGGACGAGGGCGAGACAGAGCCCGAAGUGCAGCCGGUGGGGCAGGACUACAUCGAGGAAAUCCGCGGCGAUGACGGCAAGGCGCUCAGCUUUAAUUGCAAACUCUGCGACUGCAAGUUCAAUGACCCCAACGCCAAGGAGAUGCAUAUGAAGGGCCGCCGCCACCGGCUCCAGUACAAGAAAAAGGUACAACCGGACUUGGAGGUGAAAGUGAAGCCGUCGAUGCACCAGCGCAAGCUGGCAGAGGCCAAGGCUCAGCGGCUUCUGGUCCGCGAUGAGAUCUGGGCACGUCGCCGUAUGCACGAACAGGGUAUGGAGGAGGAGGAGCGCGGGUACUGGGAGGGAGGCAUGGAACCGUGGUGGCCACGUGGACCGUUGCCGCCCCACCAUCAUCAUCACCAUCAUGGUAUGGGCGUGCCGUACGGGCCGGUGGGGCGGCGGCCCGAGACGUCGGACGACCGCCACGUGGUGGCCAAGCACGCGGAGAUCUACCCGCCCGAGCAGCAGCUGCAGGACAUCCAGCGCGUCGUGUCGCACACCGAGAAGGCGCUCAAGUCGCUCUCCGACGCACUCGCCGACCAUGCGCGCCCUAAGGCACAGGCUGGAAAUAAAGCACAAAAUGACAAGAAAGAUGACAAACCUGAAGGGAAGGAAGAUGGCCGUGACAAUCAGUUGUUCUCGUUCGUGGGCGAGGGCGAGGCGGCGGCGGGCGGCGCGGAGGGCGCGGCGGCGGCGGCUGCUGGGGCGGGGACGGCGGGGACGGCGGGGACGGCUGGGACGGCGGCGGCGGCGGGCGGGCCGCGGGCGCUGAAGGGCGUGAUGCGCGUGGGGCUGCUGGCCAAGGGGCUGCUGCUGCGCGGCGACCGCGACGUGCGCCUCGUCGUGCUGUGCCACGACCGCCCCACCGUCACGCUGCUCAAGCGCGUCGCCACCGACCUGCCCGCGCACCUCGCCAAGGUCAAGGCCCCCGGCGACGAUACGAAGUAUAAAGUGGAACUGCUGCCGGCAGAGGGCGCCGUACAGGUGUCGGACGGGUCCAUCAACGUGCUGGUGAGCCUCACGUCGGCCGUCAUGCGCGAGCCCGCAGAGGGUGGCGACAUAAAGCGGGACGACAAGGAUGUGCUACCGCGGCAGAAGUGUUUGGACGCGUUGGCCGCCCUUCGGCACGCCAAGUGGUUCCAGGCUAGGGCGGCCAGCCUGCAGUCCUGCGUCAUCAUCAUCCGCAUCAUGAGGGACCUCUGCCGCCGCAUACCCAACUGGACGCCGCUCAACCCAUAUGCGAUGGAGCUGCUGGUGUCGGGCGUGAUGCAGUCGGCGGGCGCGGCGCUGUCGCCGGGCGAGGCGCUGCGGCGCGUGAUGGAGGCGGUGGGCGGCGGCCUGCUGCUGGACCACGGGCCCGGCCUGCGGGACCCCUGCGAGAAGGAGCUCGUCGAUGCUCUCGGCAAUCUGCCCCCACAGAAACGUGAAGAUUUAACUGCGUCAGCACAACAGUUCCUGCGACAAAUCGCAUUUAGACAGAUUCACAAGGUGCUGGAUAUGGAGCCGCUUCCGAAACUGAAGCACGCGACCGGCGGCUGGAAAUUCCCCCGCAAGCGCAGGCGCUCCAACACCGACACGGAGGGAGACCAGCCUAAUGGCGAAGGGAAAGUGGUCAAGACGGAGGAGAAAAUGGACGCGUCCGAGAAUAGCGCGAAAAAAUAAUUUUAAACAAACACGAUCUGCCCUUUUCACGUAAACUACUGCGAUGCUGCGGCAACGGCAACGGCAACGAGCCCUUUAAUUACGUAAAACACAGAGGUCUAUCUCGACCCGCAAACGGUUGUCGAUUCUGAUCGUAUGCACUAACUAGGGCCUUUCUAAAAAUAAACUGAUAUACUUUUAUUUACACUGCGCAGAAUUUGAAUAUUUUACGACGUUUGUAUUCGGUGUAAGUUUGUACACAUUUAUUUUCGGUCACACAAACUAGGUAACGUUUACGCGGUGAUCUGUCCAAAAUAAAAAGUAGUCCCAAAAUAUUAGUAGAGUUUAAAGUUAGGAAGAUUUUUAGAUUCUAUACUGUGUAAUCUAGUAUUAAUUUAUGAAUGACAGACAGGGAUAGCACGUGAUUCGAACAAUGGGUGGAAUUGCGUAGAUAAUGUUGUAUGUAUGGAUAAUAGGGAUUGUAAGUUUUUUCUUUUAACUACCUUAGGUUAACAGUAUUUUCAUUUGAAGUUUAGUUCCUUGGGCGCCGCGCCCGCCGGCGCGUGCGCAACUCCGCAUAGUGGAGCUAUAAUUUAAAGAAUACUUUGUUCUAUAUUAGAUAAGAUGUAUAUUUCUAAGUAUCUCUUAUACGUCUACCAAGUAGGUAGGUGUUUGUAUAUGCGAGUAUUCCAUAAAGAGACGAGAAACUUUUUUGGAAAUCAUUUAUAUAUAAUAUAUUUAUGUCAAAAUAGAAAGACUUGGUGAUAUGGCGAUGUCGAUUCUGGUAAAAUAAAAUUUAAUGCAGAUUUGUUAUAGGACACUUGUCAAUUUUACCAGAAGCAAUCACGGUAUGACAUUGCCGAACUCGGCCACGUGCGAUUCGUGAAUUUGACGCGGAACUGUAACCAGUCAAGGGAUGUUUUGUUGUAGUGGAUUCCAAAUUGUAUUUUAACCUUACUGACUUAUAAUUGAUCUGACACGAACAGCACAAAUGAAACUUGUCUGGUGUGGAAUACUUCAGGAUGCGGUCGCUACGUGUCCACGCUACGUGGAAUAUAAGUGAUCUAAAAAUAUUAUUUAUUAGAUGUCGGCUUCCCUGUAUAACCGGAGCCCUUAGAUAGAUAUUGUAAAAAAUAAACAGAUUCGACCUUAGUAUCUAUAAAAAUGCAAUCUUUGUUUAUCUAUAAGACAUUUUUAUUUUCAUUUUGUACCCUCUACGAGAAAUUAACUGUCAAUAAAGAUAAUGGCAAAAUG